Messenger RNA from Gasterosteus aculeatus aculeatus (three-spined stickleback), 8184 nucleotides. NCBI's taxonomy places the organism in Eukaryota, Metazoa, Chordata, Actinopteri, Perciformes, Gasterosteidae. The record is from RefSeq and is a predicted model, not a curated record.
CUCCCUACCUCUCUCUGCCUCCUCCUUUCUCACCCUUCCCUCCUCCUCCUCCUCUUCCCUGUCUCAACCUCUUCUCCAUCGUCAUUUCCAUCAUAUGUCCCGGCGUGGCGUUGCGGACCGAGCGUGCACACAGAGAGGAUGGCUCAGUGCUCAGGUGCAGGCAGAGGGCUGUGGGAACCAGUCUAGCAGGCAGCUGGACCAGUCCAGUUACCAGGGCGACGCUCUGCUGGGUUAAGGGGCUGGAGCUUGAGCACCUUCUUGGAACCCUCGUUGCCUUUGAGAACGUUCUUUUUUUUUUUUUGUUCUUAACCACAGGGACCUGGGAGCGUGGAGCGUAUACAUAUUUUAUAUUUGCUAUAACCGCCACUUGUUUUGCACUUUGCGCCCUGAGAGGUGGAAGCGGCUGGUGGGAGUAACUCCUGCCUCUGCCCUGCUUCCAACCGGACCCUGAUUUUGCAUCUGCCCCGUGCGGCCGAGGGAGAUGGGGAACAAAAGACUGAAGGGAAAUCUGGAAAACCGUUUCCCCUUCACACACCUGUGAGGGCGUCCGUCUCUGACAAAAGCCCGGCCGGGGACACGGGAGGGACGGAAAGAUCAUUUGGAGCUGAGGAGGCGUAAGUCUAAGAGAGCAGACUUUUGUCUCCUGUCCCUCACGCCCCUCGGCAUUCCCACCUGUGAGGAUUAAUCAGACCGGAGCAGCAUGGCGCACGCCGCCUCGCAGCUGAAGAAAAAGGCGGAUGAGAACCUCAACGCGGUGGAGGAUGAGAAGGAGAAGAAGAAGGCGGCGAGGAAGCGUUCCAGAGAAUUGAAGAAAAAGACGGACGUGAACGCCUGUUACCUGAGAUCCGCUCGGGCCGGGAACCUGGAGAAAGCGCUGGACUACCUGAAGAAUGGAGUCGACAUCAAUAUAUGCAACCAGAAUGGUCUGAACGCUCUCCAUCUGGCCUCCAAGGAGGGCCACGUGGAGGUGGUGGCUGAGCUCAUCAAGCGCGGCGCCAACGUUGACGCCUCAACCAAGAAAGGAAACACAGCCCUCCACAUCGCGUCCCUCGCUGGGCAGACGGACGUGGUGAAGGAACUCGUGACCCACAACGCCAACGUCAAUGCACAGUCUCAGAAUGGCUUCACUCCGCUCUACAUGGCGGCGCAGGAGAACCACAUGGACGUGGUGCAGUUCCUCCUGGACCACGGCUCCAGCCAGAGCAUCGCCACAGAGGACGGUUUCACGCCGCUGGCGGUGGCGUUGCAGCAGGGCCACGACCAGGUGGUCUCACUCCUGCUGGAGAACGACACCAAGGGGAAAGUCCGCCUGCCGGCGCUGCACAUCGCCGCGCGCAAGGACGACACCAAGGCCGCCGCCUUGCUCCUGCAGAGCGACCACAACGCCGACGUGGAGUCCAAGAGCGGUUUCACUCCUCUCCAUAUCGCGGCUCACUAUGGCAAUAUCAACGUAGCAACACUCCUUCUGAACAGAGGGGCGGCUGUGGACUUCAAGGCAAGGAAUGACAUCACACCGCUGCACGUAGCGUCCAAACGCGGGAAUGGAAACAUGGUGAGACUGCUGCUGGAGAGAGGGGCCAAGAUAGAUGCACGGACAAAGGACGGUCUGACCCCUCUCCACUGCGGAGCCCGCAGCGGCCACGAGCAGGUGCUGGAGAUGCUGCUGGACCGGGGAGCUCCGAUCCUCUCCAAGACCAAGAACGGCUUGUCUCCGCUCCACAUGGCGACGCAGGGCGACCACCUCAACUGCGUCCAGCUGCUGCUGCACCACGAGGUGCCCGUGGACGACGUGACCAACGACUACCUGACGGCGCUGCACGUGGCCGCCCACUGCGGCCACUACAAGGUGGCCAAGGUCAUCGUGGACAAGAAGGCCAACCCCAACGCCAAGGCACUGGUGAGGAAAUGGUUCACUCCCCUGCACAUUGCCUGUAAGAAAAACAGAGUCAAGGUGAUGGCUCUUCUGAAGCAUGGAGCGUCGAUACAGGCAGUCACUGAGUCCGGCCUGACUCCGAUCCACGUUGCUGCGUUCAUGGGACACGACAACAUCGUGCACCAGCUGAUCAACCACGGCGCCUCACCCAACACCAGCAACGUGAGGGGGGAGACGGCGCUCCACAUGGCGGCGAGGGCCGGACAAUCGAACGUGGUGCGCUAUCUGAUCCAGAACGGAUCGCAAGUCGACGCCAAGGCCAAGGACGACCAGACUCCGCUGCACAUCUCGAGCCGCCUCGGCAAGCAGGACAUUGUCCAGCAGCUGCUCUCCAGCGGAGCGUUCGCGGACGCCACCACCAACUCCGGGUACACGCCUCUGCACCUGGCGGCCCGGGAGGGCCACCGAGACGUGGCUUCGACGCUGCUGGAUCAGGGGGCGAGUCUGGGCAUCAUCUCCAAGAAGGGCUUCACUCCUUUGCAUGUGGCUGCAAAAUACGGGAAGAUUGAGGUCGCCAACCUGCUGCUGCAGAAAAGCGCUCCGUCCGACGCUGCCGGGAAGAGUGGACUAACUCCACUGCAUGUGGCAGCACACUAUGAUAACCAGAAGGUAGCGCUGCUCCUGCUCAACCAGGGAGCUUCACCGCAUGCAGCCGCAAAGAACGGUUACACACCCCUCCACAUUGCAGCCAAGAAGAAUCAGAUGGAGAUUACCACCACCUUGCUGGAGUACGGGGCCUCCACCAACACCGUGACUCGCCAGGGCAUCACCCCUCUGCACCUCGCGGCACAGGAGGGCAACGUGGACAUCGUCACCCUGCUGCUGGCCCGAGACGCUCCAAUAAAUAUGGGCAACAAGUCCGGUCUGACUCCGCUCCACCUGGCCGCCCAGGAGGAUAAAGUCAACGUUGCUGAGGUCUUAGUCAACCAGGGAGCUACCUUAGACCCCGAGACCAAGCUGGGAUACACUCCACUCCAUGUGGCCUGUCACUAUGGCAACGUGAAGAUGGUGAAUUUCCUGCUGAAGAAUCAAGCGAAGGUCAAUGCUAAGACUAAGAACGGAUACACUCCUCUCCAUCAGGCUGCACAGCAGGGACACACACACAUCAUCAACUUGCUGCUACAUCAUGGAGCGUCGCCCAACGAACUCACGGCUAGUGGGAACAGCGCUCUGUCCAUCGCCAGGAGGCUCGGCUACAUCUCUGUAGUCGACACACUCAAAGUGGUCACAGAGGAAACUCUGAUCACUAAGACCGUCAUAGAGAAGCACAAGAUGAACGUUCCGGAGACCAUGAACGAGGUGCUGGACAUGUCCGACGACGAAGUCUAUAAAGCCAAUGUCCCUGAAAUGAUCACAGAGGACUAUAUAUCUGAUGUGGAAGAAGGUGACGAUGCGAUGACGGGGGACACGGACAAGUACCUGGCCCCCCAGGACCUGCGGGAGCUGGGGGACGACUCGCUCCCUCAGGAGGGCUACAUGGGCUUCAGCAUGGGCGGCCGGUCACAGAGCCUGCGUUCCUUCAGUUCCGAUAGGUCCUACACGCUGAACCGGAGCUCGUUCACGCGGGACAACAUGAUGAUCGAGGAGAUGCUGGCUCCCAGUAAGGAGAUGCAUUUGGCGGUGGCGAAGGACUUUGACAGCGACUCCCUGAGGAGAUACAGCUGGACUGCAGACGUACUGGAUAAUGUCAACCUGGUCUCCUCUCCGAUACACUCUGGGUUCCUGGUCAGCUUCAUGGUCGACGCCAGGGGCGGCUCCAUGAGAGGAAGCCGCCACAACGGCAUGCGCAUCAUCAUCCCGCCCAGGAAGUGCACGGCGCCCACCAGGAUCACCUGCCGACUGGUCAAGAGGCACAAGCUGGCAUCGCCUCCCCCGAUGGUGGAGGGAGAAGGCCUGGCCAGCCGGCUGGUGGAGGUCGGCCCCGCGGGGGCCCAGUUCCUCGGGCCCGUGAUAGUGGAGAUCCCACAUUUUGGCUCAAUGCGAGGCCAGGAGAGGGAGCUGAUCCUGCUGCGCAGCGAGAACGGAGAGACCUGGAAGGAGCACCUGUACGACUACAAGAGCGACAACCUCAAUCAGCUCCUGGGUGGGAUGGAUGAAGAACUAGACAGUGCUGAGGAGCUGGAGAGGAAGAGAAUCUGCCGGAUCAUCACCAAGGACUUCCCACAGUACUUUGCCGUCGUGUCUCGAAUCAGGCAGGAGACCAAUCAGAUGGGACCAGAGGGCGGGACUCUGUGCAGCCGGAGCGUCCCGUUGGUUCAAGCUUCCUUCCCCGAGGGCGCCUUAACCAAGAAGAUCAAAGUUGGACUGCAGGCCCAGCCGGUACCGGACGACAAUGUCAAGAAAAUCCUCGGUAACCGAGCAACCUUCAGCCCCAUCGUUACCGUGGAGCCCAGGCGGAGAAAGUUUCACAAGCCCAUCACCAUGACAAUCCCGAUCCCGCCUCUCUCAGGGGAGGGGCUCACCAACGGCUACAAAGGAGACUCUACUCCAUGUCUCCGCCUCCUCUGCAGCAUUACAGGUGGCACGUCGCCGGCACAGUGGGAAGACAUCACUGGCACAACUCCUCUGACCUUCGUCAACGACUGCGUCUCCUUCACCACCAACGUCUCUGCCAGGUUCUGGUUAGCCGACUGCCACCAGAUCCCGGAGACGGUGGGUCUGGCCAUGCAGCUGUACAGGGAGCUCAUCUGCGUUCCCUACAUGGCCAAGUUUGUGGUGUUUGCUAAGACGAACGACCCAGUGGAGUCCAGACUGAGGUGCUUCUGUAUGACGGAUGACAAGGUGGACAAGACCCUGGAGCAGCAGGAGAACUUCGAGGAGGUUGCCAGGAGCAAAGACAUAGAGGUUCUGGAGGGAAGGCCCAUCUAUGUGGACUGCUACGGAAACCUGGCUCCUCUGACUAAAGGUGGUCAGCAGUUAGUUCUCAACUUCUACGCCUUCAAGGAGAACCGUCUACCCUUCUGUGUCAAGGUGAGAGACCCCGGCCAGGAGCCGUGUGGCCGCCUUACGUUCCUCAAGGAGUGUAAGACCACCAAAGGCCUCCCCCAAACCGCCGUGUGCAACCUGAACAUCACACUUCCUGCCGUGAAGAAGACUGAAAAGCCAGAGCGACGUCAUACCUUUGCAUCCCUAGCCUUACGUAAGCGCUACAGCUAUCUGGCCGAGCCUGCACUGAGCCCUCAGAGUCCCUGUGAGAGAACAGACCUCCGUAUGGCGAUAGUAGCCGACCACCUCGGACUCAGCUGGACCGAGCUGGCCAGGGAGCUGGAUUUCUCUGUGGACGAGAUCAACUCUAUCAGAGUGGAAAACCCCAAUUCCCUGACAGCACAGAGCUUCAUGUUCCUAAAGAAAUGGGUGCACAGGGACGGUAAAAACGCCACAACGGAUGCUUUAACUCCGGUGCUGACAAAGAUCAAUCGGUUGGAUAUUGUGACUUUGCUGGAAGGGCCCAUAUUUGACUACGGUAACAUUUCAGGCACACGCUGCUUUGCCGAUGAUAACGCAGUAUUCCCGGAUCAGUCCGAUGGAUACAACAAUAUAGAUCUGGAGCUGCAAACCCCCACAGACCUGAACUUCCAGCCCCCCACUCCGCUUCGCUCAGACAACUUCUUUAGCGAUGGCGAAGCUAGCGCAGACUCCCCUAGCAAGAUCACGCUAACUAGACCUAGCGACCUCUCCCUCACUCAGACCACCAGCACAUCUAGCAGCGACCCACCCACAGUCGCCGCGGGCCCCGGCUCCACGGCCCCGCAGCCCCCAAUCGUUGGGGCUGAAGACACAACCUUGACCACCCGAGAAGAAAACCCGGGGCAGGUUUAUUUCGAGAGGCCGGAUAAUGACAGGAGGGCGGUGGAGCAGUCAGGGAAGGGAAGAGACGGGGAAAAACCGAAGGGGGGGCAAGGGGUCGCUUUGGAGCGUCAGAGGGAAGACGCCGCCUCGCCCACCGGUCACAGAAAUGGAAGGCAGGAAGAAGAAGAAGAGGAGGAAGAGGAGAUGACUCCGGAGAGGCUGCAGAGUCUGCUGGACGACAUAAAGCAGGAGGGAGGCUCCGAGGACGAGGAGAUGACAGAGGAAAGGAUGAAGGAGAUCCUCCAUCAACUUCAUCAAGCAGAAAAACCCCUGUGUUCAGUUCCAGGCUGGAGAUGCGAGACGUCCGGCGGCAUCGCAGAGUCGGCUGCUACCGGCACCGAGGAGGGCAGCCCAGACAGCCUGGCUGAUUUGUCGGAGCUGAACGUGGGCCGAAGCGGCAGACACAACGGAGGUCACGGUGCAGACGCGGAAGAGGAGGAGGCCAGGAGGAAGGGCUCCCAGGGGGGCGGCAGCACAGCGGGGCCAAGCGGAGGACGGCAGGAGGGAGGUGAAAGGUCACAGCACAAAGCCCAGGGGAGCGUUAGAGCCGAGGAGUCCGACUCUGAGGGGGAGACCACUGUCACCACCAGGGUGUACCGCAGACGAGUCAUCCUGAAGGGGGAGGAGGCCAAAAACAUUCCCGGAGAGUCUGUGACGGAGGAGCAGUUCACAGAUGAAGAUGGGAAUCUAGUCACCAGAAAAGUAACCACCCGCACCUUCCUCCAUCACCUGUCGCAUCUUUAUCCUGCAACACACACACACACACACACACACGAACAUACGAACAUCCUCAUCCCCCCCCCCGACAUGUUCUGCCCCCUACAGGUGAUCAGAAAGGUGGUGCGCCGUGUGUUCAACACAGAGGAAAGAGAAGGCGAAACUGUUGCUGCUGCUGCUGGUGGCGCUGGUGGUGGUGGUGAUGCUGCAGCCACUGCUGCUGGUGUAGUUGGUGGAGCGGGCGCCGCUUCUUCUUCAACAGGAGCCGGGGGGGGAAAGGGCAAGAAGAGGGGCAAGCGCUCCCGGCAGGGCAGCAAGGCUGAGAAGUCUGGAGAAAAAACUGAGCCCGGAGGCACCAAGAAACCAGGCAAGAAGAGUCAGUCAUAGCAGCGGAGCUCCGAACUACACCAGGUCCACUGACGUCCACACAAGCACCUCGGGAGGAGGACCGGAGGCCUCGUCCAUCGGGCCCCUGCAGCCCUCCCUCACUGCGCAUGGUUCUCCAGCGGGACGACGCAACAAAAAAAAACGAAUAAAAAACGAGUUACUUUUCUUUGAUUUCGCAUGAGCAUGUCACCGAAAACUCACUCACAUGUUGGAAAAAAAAAGGACACGUGAGCUGGAGCUUCAUCGUGUCUUCGGCACAAACGAGGAAGACCGUAAACUGAGGAGGAGGAAGAGGAGCAGGAGGUGCGACUCUCUGACACUCGCCUCGCUCGCUCCUCCUGGACCCGCAGCACCGUGUGGUUCUUUUUUUUUAAAUGAAAUAUAACAAUGAAUGGGGGAUUUUUUGUUGUUGUAUAGAAAAGACACUGUAUAAAAUCUUUAAACAAAAACCAGGAGGAAUCGGUAGCUGGAACGGAUUGUUUCUGCACUGACGUGAGUUGAUGAAGCUUCGUUCACAUUGAAAGGGUGUUUGAGCGGCAUCGAGGGCGCGACCCCUGAAAAAAAAAAAAAAAAACUUUGUGGGAAUGAGGAAUAAAUGGACAUAAAAAAACAACCGCUUGAUUUGGAUGGAAGGACGUUGGUUUAAAGCCGACAGCUACUCCCGCUCUUUGUCUCCAGAGGGACGACCGUCUGCUGCAUGUGACGUCACUUUACUUUAUUGCCUUUUAUUUACUCGUCUUUUAAUCAACUCAAAGCACUGUAACGCCAUUAGAGAGACGGCGCGUCGGUUCCCGUCAGCACUCGUAACGCAUCAGUUUUUAUUUUUUAACACAAAUGAAAAAAACGCACUCGUGCUCCGAAUGGCAGAACUUCAGGAAGUACCGACGUUCUCCCAGAAGGCGACCGGCACGUUGUUUAAGUGUCUAUCUGUAAACCCAUAACGCGUACUAGAAGUUUAAGCUUUAAGAUCUGCUGUGAUUUUAAAAUUUAAAAAGAAAUCUAAAAAACAUUGACGGUUUGAUGACUUAUCUUUAUCUAACAGGUUCUAAUGACACAACAGGGGACUCUUUUUAGACCCAUUAUCCAAAUACUGUUUUUAUUAACUGUUAAAUCACAGUAUUGAUCACACGUUGUUCUGUGUAAUUUUUCAGUUUGUCUUUUUUCAUACAACCCCCCCCCCCGAGCAUCCUUUGUUGACAAUGAAUCUGGUUCCAACAUGUAUGACAAACCAACAUAGCCUACACUGGAUGACCCAAGUAAUUAUUUAAAACAGAAAAAUAAACUGUUUAAACUGAAAA